ACCAUUAGAGACCACUUGUUAGAAAGCCCAGCAGGUGAAACGUCAUCUGCUGGUAAAACGGAAUUAACGCAGUCUGAACAUGUCAGGACAUGCCCAGUCACACUGAAACCUGAAGCUGCUGGGUCAGACUGAAGCUGCUGGGACAGACUGAAGCUGCUGGGACUCUCCGUGUGUAUUUGCCAUAUCCCGUGUGCGUUCUUGAACAAAUACCACACACACAUACACACACACACAUACACACAAAUACACACACAUUCACACGUGCAAAGGGAUGUCAAGAUAAACCCUUUAAUAAAGAAGAAAGCAUCUCUCUAUCCAAGUGCCUUGAUUCUUUAACGGGGAUCAUAGUCCAUGAUCUGCCGCCUCAACCAGCAAUCCUUCUUCCUGAGUCUCGCCCCCUCAACAUUGGUCCUUCGAGCCGGAUUGAGUGCAGCCUAAGAGGAGGAUCAUGGACAAUGCAGCAUCAGACAACGUAGAGCCCCGAAGACGUCCACAGAGAGAACAUCACUUACCUGCUUACCUGGAUGACUACCAAGUUGGAUUCCAACCCUCUGCGACCAUGGACCUAACAACUGCUGUAUCCCGCUCUAACAGCCAUCGCAGCAGUAACCAUAGCAGGUUGUCCAACAGAAGUUCCCACAUCCAUAGCAGAACUAGUAGACAUACAUGUUACUCAGUUAUCCCACUCAGGGUCUCUCUACAACUCAAGCUGCAAUCCUGGAAGAGAGAAUAAAGCAGAGUAAAGCUGGAAGAUAUGCGCUGUAUGAUCGAGCAUGAAACUCAAGCUGAUUUUGAGUGUGAACUGCUGGAUGGUCAAGCCAAGGAAGCACAGCGACUCCAAGAGGAGGCACUCAAAGCCAGAGAAGCACUCACUAAGCGGCUAGAAAGAGAGCGGCGCCUGAAGAGGGCUGAACAAGACCUUGAGAUUGCUAAGCUUCGUUCUUCUAUGCUUUCCAGUAGCUGGGCACCUACACAUUCAGCUGCGCACUCUGACAAGUCAGACCCUUUUCUGGGCUUACCAACGCCAGAGCAGGUGAGACAGGUCAACGAACGUACAACCUCCUCCCAGCUACGGUCGACCCAGUUACUUCCACCACCUGCUCCUGCUCCGCACUCACCCAUUUCUUCCCUACAAGUGAAGCAACAAGCCACUCCAAACUCUAUGGCACUUCCUGCUGGAUCACAGCAGCUGCAACCUGCGGCCACCCCAGCGAGACCAGCUUCUCCUACAGAUCUAACAGCUCAGCCCCAGAGUCCAGUACCCAUGGCACCUAUGUCUGUGAGACUACAGCCUGUGCCACACCCUUCAGUGCAUGUCACCUCAGCACCUCUAACUCAUCACGCGCCUCAAGUGGCAUCAACCUUUGAGUCAAACCACCCUAGUCGCCUAGCACCGGCGAUGAGUUUGCACUCCAACCUACAAUGUCCCGCUAAUCCUGUAGAGUCUCAGUUCUCAACAGCGUACCAACCCGCGUACAGCUACAGCCAACCAGCCAUGGAGCCACUUAACACUGCUCAGCAUGCCAGCCACAGAGCUCUGCUGCCUCACUCGACUCACCAUGGGAACCAGCCUGUGCCAGUUCUCUCUGCUCCCUACCCUGGUUACACACCACUACCCGGAGCUGAGUUACUCAUAGCAUCAGCACUUGGAAUCCCUCGGCCUUCCCUUCCAGUGUUCGAGAGUGGUCGGGAGAGUGACUUUGCUCUGCUUAGGCUUGCACUAGACAACAUACUGGGGAGCAACCAUCACCUCAGUGAGCAAUAUAAAUAUCAGGUGUUGAUAGGACACAUUAAGCUCCCAAGCGCGCUGCAGCUUGCCAAGGCGUACAUGCAUGACCCGGCACCCUAUACGAGUGCGCUGCAGGCUCUACAAGAUAAAUAUGGGCAACCACGACAGCUGGUCCAGAGUAAGCUAGGUGCUAUACUCAACGCGCCUGCUCUAAAGAUUGGUGAUGCCGACGCCUUUGACUCAUUCGCCUUGUCAGUCCAGUCCUUGGUAGGCAUGUUAAAGACACUCGAGGGACAGAAUGGAUAUGAGCUCCACUGUGGUUCCCACGUUGAUCGUCUGCUCAGUAAGAUGCCCCCCACUUACCGCGAUGGCUUUGUUGAGUAUUGCCUGCGAUAUGGUAUUCUACAGACUGGCACCGACAGAACCUACACCCUUUUGGACUUGGCGACCUGGCUCCAAACAAAGUCACAAGCAAGGCGGAUCUCCAGUAGAGCGGCAGCACUGUAUCAGAUGAAUACCCCUCGACCAGCCCGAAGGGAUCAGCGAAAUGCUCAACCUAAAGAGAAGCUAGAUACUGUGUGCUUCAAUGUAGCUGACAGGAAAGAGACAUCUUCCACAGAGCUUAUGCGGAUGAAGGCCAAAUCCAAGUUCAAACCGUUCUGUCCCUAUUGUGACAGUCAGGACCACUACCUUAAUUCCUGUGAGGAAUUCAAGAAGUUGACCACCAAUCAGAUCCUGAAGUGGCUUCAGGAUGGCAAUCGGUGUCGAAAAUGCGGACGCAAUCACCCCGAGGACCGGUGCACACUUAAGCGCCCCUGUAAAACCUGCAAGGAGACACACCUCACCAUCUUGCACGAGUCAGUCCAGGAAACCAAACAGAAAGUGUACGCAGUCAGCCUACUUCCCACAAGGGUAUUCCUGGAUCGGCCCAACAGGUCUCAAAGAGUAAUGCUCAAGGUGGUCAAGGUCCUCCUCCAUAACGGCGACCAAAUGAUGGAGGCUUACGCAGUACUAGAUGACGGGUCAGAGAGAAGCAUUGUUCUUCCUCAAGUGGUGCAACAGCUCAACCUUGUCAGCCAUCCAGAGACUCUUCACUUGCAGACUGUGCACCAAAGCGUUAAGCAACUUAAUGGCGCAUCAGUCUCCUUGGAGAUAUCAUCACCGCUGCGGCCAUACGAGAAGCACCUGAUACCCCACGCCUUCACCGCCGAGGGAUUAGCUCUCGCUGAAUACACUUAUCCAGUUGGUGUGCUGCAGCAGAAAUACAAACACCUCCGAGAACUUCCCUUACUUCCUGUGAACCGUGUUCAACCUCUACUCCUAAUCGGGUCUGAUAUGCCCCACCUGAUCACUCCAGUCCAACCAGUGCACGCAGGACCAUCAGGCGGACCUGUUGCCAUCUGCACUAAGCUGGGCUGGUCUCUUCAAGGGCCAGUUGAUACUGUCCAUUUCUUACCUGGAGUCCAACAAUGCCUGCACAUCACCACGGCCUCAGCUCCCAGCGAGCUCCUCAGGAAUGUGGAAUGCCUUUGGCAAAUGGACACCUUGCCCUACAGUGAGAAAGUUAUCACUCGCUCGAAGGAAGACCAACACGCUCUCGCUCUGCUCCAGACAACCACCACUAGAGUGACCGUAGAUGGCGUGCCACGCUACGCCACUCCUCUUCUUCGCCGUACGACCGACAUAGCUCUCCUGGCUCCUGCGGAAGCAGUACUCCCCAGGCUUCGCAGCACAGAGCGGAAGCUUACUAAGAACCCUACACAAGCUAAAUCUUACUGUGCUGAGAUCCGGAGGCUGGAGGAAUCAGGCUACGUUUCAAAGAUCUCACCACAAGAAGCCAGCCAGUCACCAGAGUCGUGGUUUAUACCACACCAUAUGGUCCAACACAACGGAAAGGAUAGAGUCGUCUUCGAUUGUUCUUUCCAGUACCGAGGGCAGUCACUGAAUGAACUCCUGUUGCCUGGACCGACAUUGGGACCUUCACUGCUAGGUGUCUUACUGAGAUUCCGUCAGCACUCAGUUGCUGUGAGUGGGGACAUAAAGGCAAUGUUCCAUCAGAUCCGUUUGCAGCCCACUGACAGACCAGUGCUGAGGUUCAUCUGGAGAGACAUGCAAAGGGAGGAAGAGCCAACUAUCUACGAAUGGCAGGUGCUGCCGUUUGGGACCACAUGCAGCCCUUGUUGUGCUGUAUAUGCUCUCCAACGUCACGUUCAAGAUAACUGUGGCGGCAAUUCCAACUUGGCCGAAGUUGUGGAGCACUCCUUCUAUGUGGACAACUGUCUCCAGAGCACCCACACUGCUGCGGAAGCCAAAGCUCUCAUUGACAACCUACGCAAGCUACUCCUGGAAGGAGGAUUUGAUCUCCGGCAGUGGGCGAGUAAUGUGCCAGCAGUAAUCGAGCAUCUUCCCCCAGAAGCCAAAUCAGACAGCUGUGAGCUUUGGCUGUCUAAGGGUAGCAACAACUUGCAGGAGUCGACCUUGGGCCUCCAGUGGAACUGUCUCACCGACUCACUAGGCUUCAAGCACCGUCCAGUGGACCACCUCGAGCCAACCCUGAGGAUUAUUUAUAGAGCUCUGGCGAGUCAGUAUGAUCCACUGGGCUUUAUCAAUCCUUUCAUCACCAGCGCUAAGGUCAUCAUCCAGGAUAUCUGGAAGCAAGACAUUGGAUGGGAUGAUCCAAUUGAGCCUCAGUCUCUGAGAGAACAGUGGAUCGAUUGGGUGACGGAGCUUCCUGAUCUCAUCCACCUCCAAUUUCCACGAACCUAUGCGCCUCCAUGUGCCGACGGGCCCACUGCAUCUAGGGAGCUUCACGUCUUCUGCGAUGCGUCAGAGAGAGCGUAUGGUUCAGUAGCCUACCUACGCACCGUCGACGACCAAGGUCACAUCUACACCUCCUUUGUGCUAGCUAGAUCGAGAGUGGCACCGAAGAAACGCCUUAGCAUGCCACGUCUGGAACUUAGCGCCGCACUCACUGGCGCUCAGCUCGCCAAGCUUAUCCAGACAGAGCUGACCAUACCCAUUCAACAGACGUUCCUCUGGUCAGACUCCACUACGGUGCUCCAAUGGCUAAGAUCAGAGUCGUGUCGUUACAAGGUCUUUGUCGGCACGCGUAUUGCAGAGAUUCAAACUCUAACUGAGGUAGCCAGCUGGAGGUAUGUGGACUCGGCGAGGAAUCCAGCGGACGACGUAACACGAGGCCUGAGGCUCUCAGAUAUGGCGCAUUCACACAGAUGGAUCAAUGGUCCAGAUUUCCUCCGUCAGCCUCUGGACCAGUGGCCGGCUAUGACCACAGCAGCAGACGAUGAAUUUGACUCUGUCGAACUCCGGAAGUCCACCUUUGUCGGUAUAACAUCUGAGACUCGGAACCCAGACCUACCUGAUCCGGCGCAGUUCCACACCUGGAAGGAGCUAGUCCAGACUACCGUCACAUCCCUUCAUGGGGCGGCUGCCUCUAGUGACUGUCAGGCUGCAGACGCUGCAACCUACCUCUUCGCAGAGAAGCUACUCCUGGCCCAGGCUCAGCAGGACUCUGUCCCUGAGGAUUUAAAGGCCCUUAAAGCUAGUCGACCUGUUUCAGCUAAUAGUCGCCUGAUCACACUCUCACCUGAAUAUGACAAGGCCACAGGACUACUUCACGUUGGGGGUAGACUCCGGCAGGCAGAGGAUCUGGAAGCAGAUGCUAUCAAUCCGAUCAUUCUGGAUCCAGCACACCAGAUCACUAAGUUGCUGAUUCAGGACUUCGACGACAAGCUUCUCCAUCCGGGGGCCGAACGGGUGUUGGCCGAGAUGCGACGGCAGUACUGGGUCCUGCGUGCCCGGGAGGCGAUACGGAAGCAUCAGCACAGCUGCAGGGGGUGCCAGCUCUGGCGCGCCAAGCCAGCCAUUCCCAAGAUGGCGGAUCUUCCACUCUGCAGGCUGCGUAUCUACAAACAACCAUUCUACUCCACGGGAGUGGACUGUUUUGGCCCAUUCACUGUGAAAAUCCGCCGCAGGACCGAGAAGCGAUGGGGGAUUGUGUAUAAAUGCCUGACCACCAGGUGCGUCCACCUCGACUUGUUAGAGAGUCUUGAUACGGAUGCCUUCCUGCUGUCCGUGCGCAGAUUCAUAGCCAGGCGCGGCACUCCGUUUGAAUUCCUGUGUGAUAAUGGUACCAACUUCGUUGGGGGAGAGCGGGAAUGGGAGUGAGAAGUCCGAUCCGUGAAAAAUGCGCUCAGAGUCAUCCUCCGUGAUCAGUCAGUACCAGAACCGGUCCUGCACACCGUUCUCGUUGAAGUGGAAGGGAUUCUAAAUUCUAAACCACUUGGAUACGUUUCAGCUGACGCUGCUGACCCUGACCCAGUUACGCCACACGUUCUACUUAUGGGGCGUCGUGAUUCCUCAUUGCCGCAGGCCCUGUAUGACUCAAGCAGUAUUCUGGGGACACGACGAUGGAGGCAUAGUCAGGUGUUAGCAGACAACUUCUGGUCAACCUUCAUCCGACGGUACCUGCCAAGCCUACAGGGAAGAUCUAAGUGGCAGACUGAUGGAGGCCAGCUGGCCAUGGACCAGGUCGUUCUAAUAGUUGAUCCACAGCUCCCACGAGCGCUCUGGCCAGUGGGAAAAGUGGUCAAAUUACAUCCUGGAGCAGAUGGGAACGUCAGAACAGCCACUGUAAAGGUUAAGGAAAGGACCUACGUUCGACCUGUCGCCCGGCUCAUCCAGCUGCCUAAAAUCAGUGACUCUGAGGAUGGCACUAACUGAUGGGCUUUCUCUGGGAGUUCAAAUGUCCUCAGGACGGACAUUUGGGGGCGUGUUAGAAAGCCCAGCAGGUGAAACGUCAUCUGCUGGUAAAACGGCAUUAACGCAGUCUGAACAUGUCAGGACAUGCCCAGUCACACUGAAACCUGAAGCUGCUGGGUCAGACUGAAGCUGCUGGGAGAGACUGAAGCUGCUGGGACUCUCCGUGUGUAUUUGCCAUAUCCCGUGUGCGUUCUUGAACAAAUGUAAGCGAUUUCCAUCUCCUUAGUGAUAGAUAGUUUGAUUAUUAUUACAGUUUGUGUUAAACGGAAAUAUAUUGUGGGAGUUUGGUUAGCUUGAGUUAGCCAAGUAGCCUGCAGCUCAAUGUUGUUAGCUAGCACUGCAGCUAACUUUGAAUGCCUGUAAUGGCUUAAUAAUGGCGAAUAUUUCAUUUGCAAUGUUUAUAUUACGACUCGGUUUAUCCGACUUGGUUUAUUGUAGUGAUUGUGACUAAGCUUAAUUUGAGAGUUUGAAACGUCGACUUAUUUGUUGUCGUUUAUACCAUAUAAAGUUAUGCUGUUACGCAUGUUUACCUCUGCGAAUAUUACGUUGGCAAUUCUAUACUUUUCUCCGCCAUUGAUAUUACAUGGCUGUUACGGUAUUAUGCGUAAGUGGCAAUUUGUAUCGAAGUAAGGAAUCUUACUAGUCAACUUCUAACUGUAUGGCAGGUUAUUAGUUAAUGUUUAAAUGUAAUUUGAGGAAGGUUCUCAUCAUUUCUAACACAUUGUAUUACCUUUCUGUAUAUUUUCAGACCACACACACAUACACACACACACAUACACACAAAUACACACACAUUCACACGUGCAAAGGGAUGUCAAGAUAAACCCUUUAAUAAAGAAGAAAGCAUCUCUCUAUCCAAGUGCCUUGAUUCUUUAACGGGGAUCAUAGUCCAUGAUCUGCCGCCUCAACCAGCAAUUCUUCUUCCUGAGUCUCGCCCCCUCAACACCACUAGUUUCCUGAAGGUCAACUUUAGACCCCAUUGGAAAAACAUCAGUUGCAUUCCAGAACACCUGUUAAACCCAUAGAGUCCUUUACACUGUGAUAUCUACCCAUCAGGAAAAAACAAAAUACCAUCAGGGUCCACUGGACAACACCAGGAACCAGCAGAAAAUUCUAAUGGUUUCUAUAAUUUUUUUUUUUUUUACUGGACAGACAAAAAAUACACUU
This is a messenger RNA of Pygocentrus nattereri (red-bellied piranha), 7675 nucleotides long. RefSeq lists its product as uncharacterized. The coding region runs from base 755 to 5914 and encodes 1719 amino acids. The record is from RefSeq and is a predicted model, not a curated record. Gene Ontology annotation, molecular function: nucleic acid binding. The transcript is spliced from 2 exons. Lineage: Eukaryota; Metazoa; Chordata; Actinopteri; Characiformes; Serrasalmidae.